UCCCUCUCAGGCGCCAAGGCCAAUGCAAGCGACGGCCAAACAGAAACGAGGACUCUCCUCCUCGUCUUUGGACUCACUGGUCCAGGGAAGAGCAGGGAGGUGCAUAAGACACAGAGAGAACCCCAUCUCUAUAUCUCUAUGGGCAGCAAAAAAAAAAUAAAGCUAUGGGCUGGGAGAAUCAUGUGCGUCUAACAUCCCCUCGUCCCCUUUCCAAAAGCGGCUCGGCCCCUCUCUGUUUCCUUCUUUCGCAUUCCUUUUCCCUUUCUCCUCCCCUUCCAUUUUUUCUUCUUCUCCUCUUCACUCCUCCUUCCUCUUCUCUUCUUGGGUUUAAGCAAAGAAGAUGGCGUCCGGCGCUCCCCGGUUCAUCAAAUGCGUGACGGUUGGCGAUGGUGCUGUCGGGAAGACCUGCAUGCUUAUCUGCUACACCAGCAACAAGUUCCCGACCGACUACAUUCCGACGGUGUUCGAUAACUUCAGCGCCAAUGUCGUUGUUGAUGGAACCACCGUGAAUUUAGGCCUCUGGGACACUGCUGGGCAAGAGGAUUACAAUAGAUUGAGGCCGUUGAGCUAUCGAGGGGCGGAUGUUUUUGUGCUGGCUUUCUCGCUGGUGAGCCGAGCGAGCUAUGAAAAUGUUCUGAAGAAGUGGAUACCCGAGCUUCAGCAUUAUGCACCGGGAGUCCCCGUGGUGCUGGUCGGCACCAAAUUGGAUCUUCGUGAAGAUAAAUAUUUCCUAUCAGACCAUCCUGGUAUUAUGCCUGUUACCACUGCUCAGGGAGAGGAACUCCGAAAGCAAAUAGGUGCUGCGUAUUAUAUAGAGUGUAGCUCAAAAACACAACAGAAUGUCAAAGCAGUGUUUGAUGCUGCCAUCAAGGUAGUUAUUCAGCCUCCAAAAAAACAGAAGGAGAAGAAGAAGAAAACCACAGCGUGGAUGUUCACUAUUGAAUAUCCUUUAUGGGAGGAAGCUUAUGUGCUUUAAAUAAAAGCACGACCGGUAUCACAUUGUAGAGUUCCCUUGCAGAAAAUGCUAUGCUGACAUCUGGCCCUCGAGUGCAUUUGAGUUAAUGGUUCCGUUCCUCUUGGAAUCUGUGAAGUGACUGCCAGCUGUAUCAGAAGUAAAUGAAUCAGUUUGUUCACAAUGAAACAAGAAAAUAUAUAUGUUCUUUUGUGGACAGGAGAUGUUUGUUCUUAAUGCCAUGUUCGUUCAGUAUCAACUUUGUUUGAAUCAAGAAGCUUAACCAAGGCAAAUAAAUGACUAGUGUGUUUUUUGAGUAAUGGUCACAUUGCAACUAUAAUGUAAAGAUAAAGGGAAUUAGCAAGAA
Messenger RNA from Elaeis guineensis (African oil palm), 1319 nucleotides. Its product is annotated as rac-like GTP-binding protein 3. The record is from RefSeq and is a predicted model, not a curated record. Gene Ontology annotation, molecular function: GTPase activity; GTP binding. NCBI's taxonomy places the organism in Eukaryota, Viridiplantae, Streptophyta, Magnoliopsida, Arecales, Arecaceae. Gene Ontology annotation, biological process: small GTPase-mediated signal transduction.